Hermetia illucens (black soldier fly) is the source of this 2146-nucleotide messenger RNA. It is a transcript of the gene eas, whose product is annotated as ethanolamine kinase. The record is from RefSeq and is a predicted model, not a curated record. NCBI's taxonomy places the organism in Eukaryota, Metazoa, Arthropoda, Insecta, Diptera, Stratiomyidae. Gene Ontology annotation, molecular function: ethanolamine kinase activity. The transcript is spliced from 4 exons. Gene Ontology annotation, cellular component: cytoplasm. The coding region runs from base 475 to 1755 and encodes 426 amino acids. Gene Ontology annotation, biological process: phosphatidylethanolamine biosynthetic process.
UUAAAAGCAUUCGCCGGCAGUCGGCCGUCUCCAAACGAACUUGAGCUUUGCGCCGCGCUACGUUGCUUGUUGUUCUGUUCUGUUUAUUGCAGUUGCACAAACGAAACCUUUUUCGAACUCGGAAUUUCACUCCCAGCAUUUCCAGGGAAGAAAGUGAUAGUGUUCGCAGGUCCUACCCAUUGUUAUCGACUAAUUGCUAAAUUCACUGUGGAGCGUUAACCGUCGGUGAGGUGGAAAUCCGGCUCGGAAGAAUCCCAAGUGCAAAAUCGAUUCCAUUAAGACGUUAGCAAAGGGGUAGACGAAAACACAGCUGACGCCUGUCAAGUUCCUUGACUUCCUUGGCCGACGAGCGGACGUGAAGGCAGCGGCAAGUGUGGUUUGUUUUGAAGUUGGAGUUUGGGUAGUUUCCUGGACAAUUGGAGGAAGUGCUGGGUUUCAAAUUAGGUUUGCGGGUCGAGCUCCUCUUACGCCGACAUGACUACGCAGGGGAAGCCGUGCUGCGAAUGUCCAGCCUCAGCGUGCAAGGAUUUAACGAAAUUAAUAGUGAACAGUGAUAGCGAGAGGGAAAUUAAUAAAUUGCCGAUAACGAUAGAUGAGAACCGGGUCAUCGAAGGAGCUAUAGAAAUCCUGCGUGUCAUUCGCCCCCACUGGGACCUGGAACGGGUUCAUUUCAAGAUGUUCACAGAUGGGAUAACAAACAAAUUGGUUGGGUGCUUCUACCAGUCGAAGGAAGACGAGGGACAACGUGGUGAUAAUGAUACCAAUCAUCAGCAACCCACGCCACAAAUGAAUGGGAACAACCACGCUGGAGCGACCGAUGCAGUCUCUGAAAGUGCGAAUGAAAACACGGAGACGGUAAAAACAUCCAUCUUUGAUACAACAGAUCCGGAAAAUGUUGUUUUAGUUCGUGUGUAUGGAAAUAAGACUGACAUGUUGAUUGAUCGAAAAGCCGAAACACGUAAUAUUAGAUUGAUGCACCAACAUGGUUUUGCACCUCAGUUAUUUGCAAUAUUUAAGAAUGGUCUUGCGUACGAAUUCAUCCCCGGAGAAACGCUCAAUCCGCAAAAAGUUCGACUGCCAGAAGUGUGGAGAUUGGUCGCAGUACGAAUGGCUCAGAUGCAUAAAAUCGAUUGCGGUCCUAAAGUGGCGAAAACGCCGAUGCUACCAAGUACAAUGGAAAAAUUCUUCAAUUUAGUACCUAAUGUAUUUAGCGAUCCAGUAAAACAUGAAAGGCUGAAAGAUACUUUCCUGCCAAUUCAAAAACUGCGAGAUGAUUUUGCUGAUCUUCUUGCACGACUCGAGAAAUUACAAAGCCCCGUGGUAUUUGCACACAACGAUCUGCUAUUAACUAACAUUAUAUAUACGGAGUCUCUUAACCGUGUUACUUUUAUAGAUUAUGAGUAUGCGGCUUAUAAUUUCCAGGCGUUUGAUAUUGGCAACCACUUCGCCGAAUUCGCAGGUGUCGAUGAAGUCGACUAUUCGCGGUAUCCAUCAAAAGAGUUCCAGUUGAACUGGUUGCGAGUAUAUUUAGAAGAAUAUCAGAGCCCAGGGCAAGUAACAGAAAAAGACGUUGAACGCCUAUAUGUUGCUGUAAAUCAGUUCGCUUUGGCUGCUCAUUAUUUAUGGAUUGUUUGGGGGUUAAUUCAGGCUGAAUACUCUACAAUCGACUUCAAUUAUGCAGAGUACGCUCUGAUGCGAUAUAAAGAAUAUCUGGCCAAGCGGGACCAAUUCCUGUCGUUAGAAUACAAAGACUAGUGAAAGAAGGAAAGACUACUAUUUGUUAACAGAACUGUGAAUCUUGUACAUUCGGAUAUCAUUCCAUAAAAUGUUGAUUUUGUAAUAUACUUUGAACCAUUUUUAUUACGAUUUUAGGAUAUUUCUUUGUUAUGUAAUGUCAUACGAAACUUGUCACAAACGUAAUUCUAUAUUUUAAAAUAUUUACUCGUUUGCUCGAAGCCAAAGUACGUUUUGGAACCUAAGAUGUAGUUUAAGUGGUCAACAAAUUUUCAUUGUUUUUAUUUCAGUCACGAAAAUUGUUUUUGUCAAUCAUUGACACGUAAAGAUCGAAUAAAAUAUUCGAAAUUGUAAAUUUUAUUUUUGAAUAUAACGAACAUGUUAAUAAAAUUGUAAACAUUGAAAUACAAAU